Molecule: messenger RNA, 3631 nt
Organism: Asterias rubens (European starfish)
Lineage: Eukaryota; Metazoa; Echinodermata; Asteroidea; Forcipulatida; Asteriidae
Exons: 4
Coding region: 1-2181 (726 amino acids)
Source: RefSeq, a predicted model, not a curated record
AUGCUUGCAGAGCUGUUCCAGACAGCAUCUGAUGCCGCCAUUAAUUGUAAAUUUGAACAGAAUUUCUUGAGCAAUGAGGCUCCCUGUGCUAAAAGGGAACAGAUUUUGGCUUCAGUCAGGGAACUUAUCGAUGAGUUAUUCAUAAAAGCAUCUCGUAAUUAUGAUUGGGAUCUGGCACCCAAAUGUUCAUCAGAAGAACACAAGAGCAGAGAUGUAAACAAGAACUGCACCCCAACACCUAUGACCGCUUUUAUAGACAAUAAUGAAGAGGGACUUGCUGAUACAAAAAGAUCAGAAAUAUCCAAGGAAUGUCAAACAGCGACAUCAGCAGCAGAGACUCCCAGAGAUAUCAGCGAUAUUGAAGACAUCAUACCAGAACAUCCACUAUAUGAAAGUGAAUUAUCAGAUGGUCAAAUCCCAGAUCAAAAUUUGAUCAUAAUCAAUGAAAAGUCUUGUUCUGACUUGCAAGAAAGUGAAUCUCAACAUAACACCAAAUGUGAUAUUUCCAAGAUAAGAGAGGAUAUGCAAAAAGAAUAUUUUGUGUAUCUUCAAGAUUCGGUUGAUUCAGAAAAAAUAAGUCAGACAGCAACUGACCAAGAAGAGGCUCAAAAAGACAAUAGUGAUGAAGUUCUGCAGGGAGGCAACAAGUCUCCUAUACACGUGCCAUUUUUAUCUCUCAGAGAUGAAGAACUAGAGGUUCCACCAUGCAAGAUAGCAAAACUUGAUGAACACCCAUUUGGAUACAGCGCUGACUUUGAAUUAAACCUCUUAAAUGGCGUCAAGAUGUUGUUAAUGCAAACUGUAGACUGUGUUAGUGAAAGUAAUGAGGAAAUCCCAGUUUGCUUGGAAGACAUCACCCCAUCUCAAGUCAAGACCCAUGAAUCAUCUGAUGAAGAUCUAUUGGUUUCUGUUGAGAGUAAGACUCACACUUCCCUGUCAGCAGAGAGUGUUGAUGUUACACUAAAGCAAACACUUAUCACAGGUGAGGACACAAGGACGCCACAGCCCACGCUUCAAGGAUGUGAUUGUGAUAACAACGACACGAUAAACUCAAACCAUGAUGAUGUCAGGGAUCUCAAGACACUGGAGAAGAUUACAAAAGAUGAUGUGGGGCAAUAUUUGCACCUCCUUGAGAACAAAGAAGGUGUUAAGCUGCCAUCGGGGGAGUGUCACACUCUCAGAAAUUCAGAUGUGGAGUUUGAUGUAUCAUCUCUUCACAUAGAUGAUAGCAUCUCUUCAAAACCAUCCGACGAGAAGUGUGAAUGUGAUGUUACAGAUGAAGUGAGGGAUCACCAAGAGAAGAUUACACAUGAUGAUCUGGGGCAAGAUUUGCAGCUUCUUAAAAAGCCACACGAAGAUAAGCUGCCAUCAGGCAAAUGUCACACAUUGGAAGAUGAAGAUAUGGAGGAACAUGCAUCAUCUUCCAAGGCUAUCAUCUCAUCAGAACAACAAGAUGAAGACAAAUAUACAUCUGAUGUUGCAGAUAGCAACCAAGAGAAAAAAAUUGAAAAGGUCAAUAGAAGAAAUGAACAAGAGGCAACUGAAAUACAAGAGGACUUAAUGCAAAGUUUAAAUGCUCAUACUGGGGAAGAUAGAGGUAACGAUACUGACACACAAACCAUCAAUGAUCAGAUGGUACCAAGCUUUCAGAGGGAGGAGGAUUCUUGUUACCAUGGAGAUGACGAAUUGUAUGCAAAUGAUGAAGAACCAAAAGAUGUGAAGAGGAGGAGACUUGGCAAUGACACCAAAGAGAUUACUCCACAAACAAGCCCUGAUCUCAGAGAAUUAAAGGAUCUACAGUUGACCAGUGAGGGAGCAGGGCUUGUACCCGAGUACAGCACUGCAGACAGAUCGAAUAUGGUUUCAGAGAGUGUCUCUCCACGAGCGACUGGCAGUGUGGUUCAGGUUGUUCCACAGAAUAGCAGCACUGGAAUGUUCCACUGGAGGCAAGACAUAACUUUCCAGAGUCAACUCAAUAAAACAGGUGACAGUACAAAACCCAAUUAUCCACAAGGAGCAACAGUAGGCCCAUCCCAGCAGAGACCACAACCCUUGCCUUCAUGCAAUCGGAAGAGAAGAGUUGGCCUCUCAAGGAGGCAGAGAUUAAGCCAUCUUCAUAGUGUGAGCCGCCCUCCUUGUCAUCAAGUAAAGAUGGAGCCAUCUAAGAAGCAUGAAGACUGACUUGGAACUAAGAACAAUUACAAGCAGAGUUAAUUGUGAAACCAGUGAUGUUCUCUGAGUCAUCAGCAGGAUCAUCCAAUAUAAUACUCCAAGAGGACCACAGAGUAGUGAAGUUUAUAAAUCGUUGUUUGUGUUUUCUCCUUUGCAUUAUGUUCAGAUUAAUAGGUAAAGAUGUGCAAAAGUUAUAAAAGUUCCUAAAUUAAAGAUGCAUCCUUCUAAAGAAGCAUGAAUAGUAACUUGAGGACUCAGUGGUCAGACUCUACUUAAUUUGUGAAACCUGUGCCCAAUUUCAUAAAGCCUGUUAGCACAAAAACUGUUUAAGCAAAAACUGUUUAUGGCUCAAUUUUUGCUUAGCAAAAACAAUUCCAAGCAGUGGUUUCUGGGUAACAGUUUUAUGAAUUUGGGCCCCUUUAUGUUAUCCAUGUCACCCACUGGAUCUAUUAUGAAAUUCCAUGAGGGCUACAGAGCAUUUAAAUCAAACAAACUUAACUUUGUCCUUUGCAUUAUGUUCAGAUAUGCAAAGAUGUGCGUACAUUAUAGAGGUAUAAAAGUCACUAAAUACAGUGUUUGUUUGGUGUUUGUUUAAGUUGGCUUUGUAUAAUUAUAAAGCAGAUAAUAUGUUAAUAACCUUUUACAUUGUUUUUAAAUUUGUAUUUUUAAUGCUAAAAUUAAUAAAAAAUAAAAUACAAGUGUGUGUAUAGGGCCUGAAUAAGCCAUUCGAAGGGAACAUGUUCAAAACUCUUAUUUCAUAAGAGAAAAAGAAUCAAUAAUUUCAUGUGUUCGCUUUUUCAAUUAUUACUCUUUCAACUUGUCACAAAAUAAGUAAUAUAAAAAGUGGAGAUUUCCCUUUUGUUUACCCUGGAUUCAUCCAAGCAUAAUCAGGGAUAAGAACUUUCAGACUUUGUAAAGUCUGGUAAACAAAUCCAGAUCAAAUAAGUCUUGAUCUUUGAUCUACUUCUCUAGCACUGGGAUACUGUUCCCAAGAGCUCAUUGGAAUAAUAUAACUCCAUCCCAGGGGCUAUCAAAAGGUGCAAAUAUCCCCUUUCAAAUUGCCUCCUCCUAAAGUUAUGUUCUAACUUUCAAACUUUUUUUGUCAACAAUGACUCUCGCCCUUGCAUGAUGUAACCUGAUUAUAUCCCCCAAAAACUUAGAACAGGAAAUGUUUGGGCUCAUCUUGUUUAAUUGUUUUUUGUUCACACCAGACUGAUUUGUUUUUGUUGGAUAAAUCUGAACAGGAAAGACAUGUUCAAAACGGAAAGGAAUUGUUUUUAUUGUAUAAAGUGAAUAAUAUAAGUGUUUUUGUUACCAGUAUUUAUCAAGAACAAGUUUCCCUAAAACAAGGAACAGUUGUGACACAGUUAUUACAUUUUGUGCUAUUUAUUGUUGUGUUUUAAAAUGUUUGUUUUACAAAUUAAAACAUUCAAAAUUAAUUUAAUAUUUUAACUGUAAA